Molecule: messenger RNA, 1470 nt
Organism: Aspergillus alliaceus
Lineage: Eukaryota; Fungi; Ascomycota; Eurotiomycetes; Eurotiales; Aspergillaceae
Product: LLM class flavin-dependent oxidoreductase
Exons: 8
Coding region: 1-1470 (489 amino acids)
Molecular function (GO): monooxygenase activity; oxidoreductase activity, acting on paired donors, with incorporation or reduction of molecular oxygen
Source: RefSeq, a predicted model, not a curated record
AUGACAGCAGUGAUGGACACAGACACAGCUCCGCCUAAUACCACUAAAAAGUCACUCAUUCUCAAUGCUUUCGUUGAAAUGUGUAGUGGCCACCAAUCGCCUGGCUUAUGGCGACAUCCCCAGGACGAGUCCCAUCGCUUCAACGACAUUGACCAUUGGACCCAGCUAGCGAAACUCCUCGAGUCAGCCAAAUUCCAUGGUAUCUUCAUCGCUGACGUUCUCGGAGGCUAUGAUGUGUACAAGGGGCCGAGAAACCUCGAGCCAGCGAUCAUAUCAGGUGCCCAGUGGCCAGUAAAUGAGCCCUUGGCAGUGGUUCCUGCGAUGGCAGCUGUGACGAGUAAUAUUGGGUUCGGAGUGACAGUGACGACAACCUAUGAACAGCCGUACCAUCUGGCGAGACGACUUUCGACCAUUGAUCAUCUGACUAGAGGACGCGUUGGUUGGAAUAUCGUCACCGGAUAUCUCGACUCGGCUGCGCGGAACCUCGGUCACGCCGAACAGCCACAGCACGAUGACCGCUACGCAGUCGCCGAGGAGUACAUAAAAGUAGCAUACAAACUCUGGGAAUCAUCUUGGAGAUCAGACGCCGUAGUCCUUGACCGAGAGCGCGGAAUCUACACCGAUCCAUCGCGCGUGCGAGAGAUCAAUCACGUCGGAAAGUACUUCAAUGUUCCAGGCCCCCACAUCACUCAACCAAGCCCUCAACGAACGCCCGUUAUUCUUCAAGCCGGUACUUCAAAGGCUGGAAAGGCAUUCGCAGCCCAGCAUGCUGAGGCCAUCUUCGUGGCUGGACAUAGCCCUGUGGUCGUGGCCAAGAAUGUUGCGGAAAUCCGCGACCUGGCUAAGACACAGUUUGGUCGCGAUCCCCAGGGCAUCAAGUUCUUGGCACUGCUCUGUCCGGUGUUGGGCCGUACAGAGGAAGAGGCUCAGGAAAAGUUCCAGUAUUAUCGCAGUUUGGGAUCGAUAGACGGGGCACUGGCGCUGUUUGGUGGGUGGACCGGGAUCAAUCUGGACACAUAUGGCGAUGACGAGGAGCUUCGCCAUGUGGAGAGCAAUGCCAUUCGCUCUGCCGUCGACGGCUGGUCAAAAGCCACUCCCGGUGUCGCCAAAUGGACCAAAUCCACAGUUGGACAACAUAUCACUGUCGGUGGCUUGGGCGCAACUCCUGUUGGCACACCGGAACAAGUAGCCGACGAAAUGGAAAGGUGGGUCCAGGAAGCCGAUGUUGAUGGGUUCAAUCUUGCCUAUGCUAUAAAGCCCGGUUCGUUCAAGGACAUCAUCGAGCUUCUCAUUCCCGAGCUUCGCCGCCGUGGUCUAUUCUGGGACGACUAUGCAGUUAAUAAGGGCACCUAUCGAGAGAACCUUUACGGGAAACCUGGGCAAAGUGGGCCCCCGGCUGACCAUCCAGCAGCGAAAUAUCGUUGGAACGCGGGAGUCGAUGCGGCUGAGCAUAAGAUUCCUGACAACUAG